Molecule: messenger RNA, 3120 nt
Organism: Mus pahari (shrew mouse)
Lineage: Eukaryota; Metazoa; Chordata; Mammalia; Rodentia; Muridae
Gene: Sox5
Product: SRY-box transcription factor 5
Exons: 15
Coding region: 633-2780 (715 amino acids)
Biological process (GO): positive regulation of chondrocyte differentiation; cell fate commitment; regulation of transcription by RNA polymerase II
Cellular component (GO): nucleus
Molecular function (GO): DNA-binding transcription factor activity, RNA polymerase II-specific; RNA polymerase II cis-regulatory region sequence-specific DNA binding
Source: RefSeq, a predicted model, not a curated record
GUCUAUUUAGGUUUGCAUCUGGAGAACGCCUUCUGUUCCUUCAUGUGGAAUCAGGGCCCUUUUCCCUGUCUGACUCUGGGUUCUGCCCUGCAGUCUGGAAGCUGCUUAGCCCUUUCCCUAGUGCCGUCUUCCCUUCUCUUGACUUGCUAGCUGAGAGUUCCCCAUCUCCUCUGGAGAUCCUGUGGCUGGCGUAUGGUGCUGCUUGUCCAAUAGGGGGGUGUGCGUUUCUCCACAUCAGUGUCCUCUUCUCUUGGAGGCUGACGGGGAACCUCAGCAACACUGCCAGCCUUUGCCAGCCUGAGGAGUCGCAGCCUCCAACUUGCUCCCAGCUCUUGCGCCUGCUUUGUGGCAUUGUAUUCUGCACACUGGGCUGCCGGGAAGGACCAGACCGAGGCAAGAUUUAGAAGGAUUCUGGUGAGAACUGUUUCAGAGGGAUAUGGCAUUUUAAAAGAAUUGUAGUAAACAAACAGAAUUGCAGAGUCAACAAAGAUAAUUAGCAUAAACAAUGUCGUUUUAGGACAGGUGGUUUAAAAAAACAAACAAAACAAAAAAACCCAAAUAUGAACCCAGUUUGAAUUCUGCCAAUUUGGAACCAUUGAACCUUAAUCUGCACUUCAGGAGUACUACCCAGGAUGUCUUCCAAGCGACCAGCCUCUCCGUAUGGGGAGACAGAUGGAGAGGUAGCCAUGGUGACAGGCAGAGAGAAAGUGGAAGAGGAGGAGAGUGAGAGGCUCCCAGCCUUUCACCUUCCCGUACAUGAAGUCGAUGGCAAUAAAGUUAUGUCUUCAUUAGCUCCAUACAACUCAUCUACCUCACCUCAGAAGGCGGAAGAAGGUGGGCGACAGAGUGGCGAGUCCGUGUCGAGCGCAGCCCUGGGGACUCCCGAGCGGCGCAAGGGCAGCUUAGCAGACGUGGUGGACACCCUGAAGCAGAGGAAGAUGGAAGAGCUGAUCAAGAAUGAGCCAGAAGACACUCCCAGUAUUGAAAAGCUACUCUCCAAGGACUGGAAAGACAAGCUCCUGGCAAUGGGAUCAGGGAACUUUGGAGAAAUAAAAGGGACUCCUGAGAGCCUCGCUGAGAAGGAGCGGCAGCUCAUGGGUAUGAUCAAUCAGCUGACCAGCCUGCGAGAGCAACUCCUGGCUGCCCACGAUGAGCAGAAGAAGUUGGCUGCAUCUCAGAUAGAGAAACAGCGUCAGCAGAUGGAGCUGGCCAAGCAGCAACAAGAGCAGAUCGCGAGGCAGCAGCAGCAGCUUCUGCAGCAACAACACAAAAUCAACUUGCUUCAGCAGCAGAUCCAGGUUCAAGGUCAGCUGCCGCCAUUGAUGAUUCCCGUGUUCCCUCCUGACCAGCGAACCCUCGCAGCAGCUGCCCAGCAAGGAUUCCUCCUUCCUCCUGGUUUCAGCUACAAGGCUGGGUGCAGUGACCCUUACCCUGUUCAGCUGAUCCCAACCACCAUGGCAGCUGCCGCUGCAGCGACACCAGGCUUAGGCCCACUCCAGCUGCAGCAGUUCUAUGCUGCCCAGCUAGCCGCAAUGCAGGUUUCUCCAGGAGGGAAGCUCCUAGGCCUACCCCAAGGCAACCUUGGUGCUGCCGUGUCUCCUACCAGCAUUCACACAGACAAGAGCACAAACAGCCCACCACCCAAAAAUAAGGAUGAAGUGGCCCAGCCACUGAACCUAUCAGCUAAGCCCAAGACCUCUGAUGGCAAAUCACCUGCAUCACCCACCUCUCCUCACAUGCCAGCUCUGAGAAUAAACAGUGGGGCGGGCCCCCUCAAAGCCUCGGUCCCGGCAGCGUUAGCUAGUCCUUCCACGAGAGUUAGCACAAUAGGCUAUUUAAAUGACCACGAUGCUGUCACCAAGGCAAUCCAAGAAGCUCGCCAGAUGAAGGAGCAACUCAGGCGAGAGCAGCAAGCAUUGGACGGGAAGGUGGCCGUGGUGAACAGCAUAGGUCUCAGCAACUGCCGGACAGAAAAGGAAAAAACAACACUGGAGAGCCUGACUCAGCAGUUGGCAGUUAAACAGAAUGAAGAAGGGAAAUUUAGCCAUGGAAUGAUGGAUUUCAAUAUGAGUGGAGAUUCUGACGGAAGCGCUGGAGUCUCGGAGUCAAGAAUUUACAGGGAAUCCAGGGGACGUGGUAGCAACGAGCCCCACAUAAAGCGUCCAAUGAAUGCCUUCAUGGUGUGGGCGAAAGAUGAACGGAGGAAGAUCCUUCAGGCCUUUCCCGACAUGCACAAUUCCAACAUCAGCAAGAUACUGGGAUCUCGCUGGAAAGCUAUGACCAACCUAGAGAAACAGCCAUACUAUGAGGAGCAGGCCCGCCUCAGCAAACAACACCUGGAGAGGUACCCGGACUACAAGUACAAGCCUAGACCAAAGCGCACCUGCCUAGUGGACGGCAAGAAGCUGCGCAUCGGCGAGUACAAGGCCAUCAUGCGGAACCGGAGGCAGGAAAUGCGACAGUACUUCAACGUUGGGCAACAAGCACAGAUCCCCAUCGCGACGGCCGGCGUUGUGUACCCCGGUGCCAUUGCCAUGGCCGGAAUGCCGUCCCCACACCUGCCCUCCGAGCACUCGAGCGUGUCCAGCAGCCCGGAGCCCGGGAUGCCCGUGAUUCAGAGCACUUACGGCGUGAAGGGAGAGGAGCCUCACAUCAAGGAGGAGAUCCAGCCUGAGGACAUCAACGGAGAGAUUUACGAGGAGUACGAUGAGGAGGAGGAGGACCCGGAUGUGGAUUAUGGGAGUGACAGCGAAAACCACAUUGCGGGACAAGCCAACUGAUAAGGGCCAACAGACUGUGGUGAGCCGAGGACUUGAAGAAGCCCUGGCCGGUUCAUCCUUACCAGUGGCCAAGCACAUUAACUCUCUCAUACACUGACUGUUAUUUUAACUGUUAGUCUUAAAUAGUUGGGACAUCAGCUGACAAAUAGACCUCAGCCUCAAAAGGCUCGGAAAGGAAAAGAAAGAAAGAAAAAAUUACAAGCAAACGUCAUCAACAAGAAGAGAUUGAAAUAAGCUAUGGGUAAACAGUGCCAGUAAUUCAGCUGCUACACCCCAGCACUGAAGUCUCACCCGUCAACCUUUUUUUUUUUUUUAAUAAACUUUAUGGCUGUUUGUUCUA